AUGCGCAUAAGGCUGCCGUUCGCAGGAGCCUUCCUCUUCCUCGUCGCAACCGCAGCAUACGCGGGUCUCUCUUCCCUCCAAGUCGACGCCCACGUCAAUGACAAAGUCCUUCACGCCCUUACCUUCUUCAUCCUCACCACCUGCUUCUACUGGAUCCUCGAUACCUCCCGGAGACGCACUCUCAACCUCACGCUCGUUACCUGCACGGGCGUCUUGGGCGUCGGGUCCGAAUUUCUACAGGGCUUCCUGCCUAAUGGCCGCAACUUCGAUUUCUACGAUAUCGUAGCGAAUGUCGUGGGGUCGCUGGCGGCCAUUGGCUUGAGUAGCUGGUAUCAUAUGCGGAUGUUGGAGAGGAAGCGUCUAGCGAAGCAUUACCAGACGGUGCCUGGGGACGACGACGGAGAACAUGAUCUAGAGCUGGGCGAAGGUGUCGGGCCACAAGAGUCUGGAACCGUUGGUACUGGUGCCCGGUCGCUGGAGAAUGAGGUUGAUAACUGGGACGAGAAUGUCGAGGAUAAUUGGGAGGAGGAUGAGCCUACCACGGGAACGGAUGAUGGGGAUGGGCCCAAGACUCCCAGUGCUAGUAGUGCGGGGGAAGGAGAGCCGGAAUUCAAGAAAAGAGCGGAUUGA
Molecule: messenger RNA, 630 nt
Organism: Venustampulla echinocandica
Lineage: Eukaryota; Fungi; Ascomycota; Leotiomycetes; Helotiales; Pleuroascaceae
Exons: 2
Coding region: 1-630 (209 amino acids)
Source: RefSeq, a predicted model, not a curated record